AUGAGAAGAUGUGGUCCAACACUAGCUUUGACUAUCUUCGUCGCUUACGCUCCAACAUCAAGCUACGAAGAAGAGGAAGUCGAAGCUCUCUAUAUGGACCUGGAGAAGUUCUACCGAGAAGAUCAUGCCUUCUACAAGGUCAUAAUUGGCGAUUUCAACGCUGAGGUUUGCACAAGAAGAACGCCAGAGGAACUUCACAUCGGGACCCACGGCCUACAAUGGAAUGACCAGGGGGAGAGGCUCUCCGAGUUCAUCAUGACGACUAAGACCAUCCAUGGGAACUCGCAAUUCCAGAAGCCCUCCUCUCUACGCUGA
Necator americanus (New World hookworm) is the source of this 315-nucleotide messenger RNA. RefSeq lists its product as uncharacterized. NCBI's taxonomy places the organism in Eukaryota, Metazoa, Nematoda, Chromadorea, Rhabditida, Ancylostomatidae. Bases 1 to 315 code for a protein of 104 amino acids. The transcript has a single exon. The record is from RefSeq and is a predicted model, not a curated record.